GCGCGUUGGACGCUUGCGCAGGUUUUUUUCACAUAAUGGAAGACCAAUGUGCAGCUGCAAACUGGACCCAGUACCAUGUGGGAGGUGGAUCAUUUGUGCCAUGGUACCACUAUCCUGCGCCUGCGUCGUUCCUCCAGCCACAUCAAGUUCACCAUCCCUAUGGUUUUGUGGUGCCUCAAGAAGGCUAUGGUCAUUAUCAGCCAGAGUUGUGGAAUUACCAGACUUGUGCGUGGCCAGACACUUCUCGUCAAGUCAACGAGCAAGUAGCAUCAGCUGUGUGGAACAAAGUGGGGAGAUUAGGAAGUGGAUUAGAAGUGGAGAAAGUAGAAAGUGGUGGUGAUUGUCAUGACACUCUGCCUAUGGAUAUUUCACCAUCUGCAAGUCCUGCCCUCAGCAUUUCAACAAGGUCUCCAACCAAAUCUACGAUUUCUAACACUGGCUCCGAACUGAAAAGUGAAGUUUUGUGUUCCAGUCCAAAAAAACCAUGUGUGUUGAACAGUGUGCAGUUUUCUACCAUCGAUUUGUCCGAGGCAUCAUCAUCUGUACUAUCACUGUUGGCAAAGUGCAAUGCUUGCAUGAAGAAAAUGUUGGCGCAAGCCAGAGGAACUAACGUUUCUUUAAGUGAACCGUGUACAUGUUCGAUAAAGCAGGAGAAAGCUGCAGACCCACAAAACAAGCCUGGUAGUGCAGCAAUGUAUGAACCAUCGAAGGUGCGCACCUAUGACAAGGAUUCACUAAUGAAGCAUAAGCCUAAAGCGAUAACUAUAAAUGACAUGAGAGAAGAACCCCAAAAGCGGGUGGUGGUUCAACGAGUAAAUGGUGUGGCAAGACUCUUUGCUCUACCUACUAAAUCUCCCAUGCCAGACAACUUGAAAAAUGUCCAAGCAAGAAAUACAGCGCAAGGUACAUCAUUCGAAACCCAUGAAGGACUGCACGGCCCCUCUUCUGCGGAGUUCAAGAUUUCAGAGCAUUGUCUGAAGCAAAAGAGCACCAGCUCAAAAGAUCCUCGGAAGGCUUCCUCUCAGAUGAAAACAGAUUGCGCAAAAAAAUUUGUUGCCCCAAGUAAGGCUGCCUCGGAAUGUACCAAGUCUUCUUGUACUUCUGCACAACCUGUCUCGGAGCACAAGGAUGGAAGAGCGCGGCGCAGGAGACAGCGUAGGCGGAAACGAGCAAAGGAUCGAUGCCUCUUUAACGCUGCGCCCCCAGUAUUGACCGGUGUAUCGCCUUGUGACACUGAGCAAAGUGUGAGUGCUAGUAAAGGCUGUUCACUGCCGCAGUCUGCACAUCUAGUGUCUACUGAUGCAGAACUGUCAACGAGCACCACUUGCGCGCGAAAGAUUCCAAGUUCUGAAGUGUCCCAUAGUGCUGAAGAGUCCACCAAUAAUAGCUUGGAGACAUUGGGAACUAAGCACAGCCCAACAAACCGGUGCAGCAUUGACACCUCAUCUUGUCAGAUGUCUCAAGAUAAGCCUGUGAAAUCUGAGCGAGAAGAAUGUCGUACAAGCUCAGAUGUUUGCGCCGGGCACAUCGAUUCUAGUACAUGCAUUGGCGAACAUUUUACUGAUGUGGUUGUAGGAGGAAAUGUGGCGGGCGUCUACUAUGCACCAGGAGCAGUGAUUGACCGUGUACUAAUAACUUCUAUUGAAAUGCGUGUUGACCCGAAACUUGGUGGCUGCACAGAACGUGUAGAUGAACCAUUUUCACUUGUAUCGCAAGCUGAAAAGCUUGAUGAAGGCUGGAUAUGGUCUUUUGAGUGAAUGUGCUGUCGGUAGUAUGUGACCCCGGUAAUGAAUCUGUGCUCAAUAUAAGUGUAUUGUAUUGCCUUCUACUUUAUUCUCAUUACGUGAGGUA
Rhipicephalus sanguineus (brown dog tick) is the source of this 1851-nucleotide messenger RNA. RefSeq lists its product as uncharacterized. NCBI's taxonomy places the organism in Eukaryota, Metazoa, Arthropoda, Arachnida, Ixodida, Ixodidae. The transcript has 2 exons. Bases 36 to 1757 code for a protein of 573 amino acids. The record is from RefSeq and is a predicted model, not a curated record.